GAUAGAAAGAAAAAGAAGUUUAGGUAUUAGUAUUAAAACAUCUCGACGUGAAAAGAUAAUGAAAAGAAUUUCUAAAAAAUCUAUGUUUGUAUACUUCUAGGCCUAUACGAUUUAUACUUUCGCUUUGAUUUCACAGAUAUCCACCAUGCCUAAACCUGACGAUAAACCGGGUGGUAAUCAAGAUGGUCCUAAGGCUGCUGGGAGUGUGAUCAUGCCGAGGCGUGAACCCGUUCAGACUGUUGAGGUCACCAUUAACCCACCUACAAUCAGAGAUGAGGUGGACACGGUCGAGUGUUCUUCCUCUGCCGAGGUACUGAAUACAAGCGAUCAACCUCUCACUUUGGAGCAGGUUAAGAGGAAGGUCACCCGCAGACUGCAGAGGCUAGAAGCCCAGCAGAGCCGGACCAAGAGCAGCAGGAAACCAAGCCAACCAAAGGCCACACAGAAAUCGACAGAUGAAUCAAAGAAUGUCGCGUCGGCGUAAUGGAUGUCGUCCACAUUACAGUGGUGCCUUUACAAAAGCUUUUACUACCUAGCAAAACAUGGAGCUCGAGGGGGACUGGGGUGGGGGUGCAUGAAUGAGUUAGCCAGGAGGGCCAAGACUUGGGGGAAAGGGCCAAAGGGGAGUACACGAUUGGUACAUCAUAGGAACAUGAUGAGUACAUACGAUGAUGGAGGACCAAUCUGCAAAACAUGGAGGGCAGGGCAGUCGUGUUACUGUUUUAUAGAUCAUGUGAAAAUCAAGCAUAUCAUGAACCGAAUCAUACAUUCAAAUGAAUUCGA
Molecule: messenger RNA, 783 nt
Organism: Strongylocentrotus purpuratus (purple sea urchin)
Lineage: Eukaryota; Metazoa; Echinodermata; Echinoidea; Camarodonta; Strongylocentrotidae
Exons: 2
Coding region: 146-484 (112 amino acids)
Source: RefSeq, a predicted model, not a curated record